GAGAGGUUUGACCCGACCGCCACGCCGUAGACAGUGUCCUCCCGGGUGCGCCGCCGGGCUGCAGCGUGUACGGUGGCCGGAGAGAUGUCGCUGCUUCGAUCGCUGCGCUCCUGCCUGCCAGCACGUUCUGGGAGCAGCCCGGCAGGGCGCCUCCUCUCUCGGCCGCCCCCGUUUCUCGCUGGCGCCGGCCUGUCUUCGUCGACCUCCAGCAAGGAGCAACUCUUGAAGCUGCGGCAGAAGACGGGCUACUCCUUUGUAAACUGCAAGAAAGCUCUGGAGACGUGCGGCGGGGAUCUCAGACAGGCAGAGACUUGGCUCCAUGAGCAAGCCCAGAAGGAAGGCUGGAGCAAAAUCUCCAAGCUCCAGGGAAGGAAGACGAAAGAAGGGCUGAUCGGGCUGCUGCAGGAGGAAAAUGCGGCUGUGUUAGUAGAGGUCAACUGUGAGACAGAUUUUGUUUCCAGAAAUUCAAAUUUUCAGCACUUGGUCCAGCAAGUAGCCCUGGGAGCCAUGCUGCAUUGUCAGAGCCUGACGGAGCAACUCUCCACAUAUAGGAAGGGCUUCUUGAGUUCUUCUGAGCUUUCUGAACUUCCAGCUGGGCCUGAGCACGAAGGAUUUCUCAAGGACCAGCUAGCACUAGCAGUUGGGAAAUUGGGAGAGCACAUGACUCUGAAGCGAGCUGCAUGGGUGAAGGUGCCAUCUGGGUUCUAUGUUGGCUCUUACGUCCAUGGAGCAAUGCAGAGCCCCUCACUCCAAAACCUGGUGCUGGGGAAGUACGGGGCCCUAGUCGUCUGUGAGACGUCUGAGCAGAGAGCAGACCUGGAAGACCUUGGCCGCCACCUUGGGCAGCAUGUGGUGGGCAUGGCCCCUCUCUCGGUUGGCUCCCUAGAUGAUGCGCCUGGGGGAGAGAUGGAGACCAAGAUGCUGUCCCAGCCCUACUUGUUGGAUCCCUCCAUCACACUGGGACAGUAUGUGCAGCCCCAGGGGGUGACUGUGGUAGACUUUGUGCGCUUUGAAUGUGGAGAAGGCGAAGAGGAAGCAGAGGCUGAGUAGGUUCCAGAGACUUGACUGAGGAGACGAUGUUUAUUUUUAGCUCUGGACAUCACUCGAAAAAGAAGUGUUUCCUAAACCUCUUUAAAUCUAGACUUUUUUUUUCAUUUAUGAGUUUAUUAAAUAAACUUGUCACAUGAUAAAGAGAAUAGAA
This is a messenger RNA of Erinaceus europaeus (western European hedgehog), 1201 nucleotides long. RefSeq names its product Ts translation elongation factor, mitochondrial (gene TSFM). Bases 85 to 1050 code for a protein of 321 amino acids. The record is from RefSeq and is a predicted model, not a curated record. Gene Ontology annotation, molecular function: protein binding; translation elongation factor activity. NCBI's taxonomy places the organism in Eukaryota, Metazoa, Chordata, Mammalia, Eulipotyphla, Erinaceidae. The transcript is spliced from 6 exons. Gene Ontology annotation, biological process: mitochondrial translational elongation. Gene Ontology annotation, cellular component: mitochondrial matrix.